AUGGCAUAUGAUCCCCGCCGAACAAAUUCGGGAACCUCAACCCCCCAACCUCCUCCUCCCCCUCCAGCUCCAGCUUCAGCUCCAGCACCCGAAAUGGCCUCGGCACUAGAUCCUGCAGACUCGUACAAGCUCAAGUUCUGUACCGUCUGCGCCUCAAACAACAAUCGCUCCAUGGAAGCUCACUUCCAACUCUCCGGCACUGCCUUCCCAGUCAUCUCGUUCGGAACUGGCUCUCUCGUCCGCCUCCCAGGCCCCUCAAUCACUCAACCAAAUGUCUACCACUUCAACUCUACCUCCUACAACCAGAUGUACGAGGAGCUCCACGGCAAAGACGAGCGUCUGUACCGAGGCAAUGGCAUUCUCAAUAUGCUCGAUCGCAACCGCCAGCUGAAAUGGGGCCCCGAACGAUUCCAGGACUGGGUCCCUGGUGUUCCGCGCGUGGACCACCUAUCCAAGGGCGACAAGGGUGCUGCUGGAACGGAGGGGGGCGUGGUUGACGUGAUCAUCACUUGUGAAGAGCGCUGCUGGGAUGCCGUGGUCGAUGACCUGAUGAAUAAGGGCUCAACUCUCAACUAUCCCGUUCACGUCUUCAAUGUCGAUAUCAAGGAUAACCACGAAGAGGCCUUGACCGGUGGAAAGGCCAUUCUCGAUCUUGCCAACCGCUUGAAUUCCGCUGCUGCCGCUGAGCACCAGGUUCAUGGCUCUCAGGGCUGGGAGAAUGGCACUGGUGCUGCGCGUCAGAGCUUCGAUGAAAAUGUUCCUGGUAUCCUGGCCGACUGGCAGGAGAAAUAUCCCAACCUGCCGGCUUUGUGGACUGUCGCUUGGCUUUAG
Molecule: messenger RNA, 831 nt
Organism: Penicillium brevicompactum
Lineage: Eukaryota; Fungi; Ascomycota; Eurotiomycetes; Eurotiales; Aspergillaceae
Gene: ssuA
Product: RNA polymerase II subunit A C-terminal domain phosphatase
Exons: 1
Coding region: 1-831 (276 amino acids)
Biological process (GO): termination of RNA polymerase II transcription
Cellular component (GO): mRNA cleavage and polyadenylation specificity factor complex; nucleus
Molecular function (GO): RNA polymerase II CTD heptapeptide repeat phosphatase activity
Source: RefSeq, a predicted model, not a curated record